AUGUCGGACUCAACAUUUAGCAAGAUGCCCACUGAACUGGUCGAAAUAAUAGCAGAGUACCUAGACGACGAAGAUCUGAUCGCAUUCCGCCUAUCCUGUGUAAAGCUCGAUGCACAAACCGCGCGUAUCGUCGGCGAGCGGUUCUUCUCCAAAGUACAGACUAGUCUUAUAGGCUCAGAUAUACAAAAGCUAGAACAGCUCGCUUGCGGAAGAUUCGCAAAGUAUGUUAAGAAAAUCCUGGUUCUAGAUGAUUCCGAGAAGAUCAAGGACGCGGAAAGAACACAACAGGAAGAACAGAUACAUGGAAAGAGGAGGCCAUCGUAUCGUGUCUGGCCACUGGAUGAGCGAGGCGAUAUUGACAUCGACAUGAUUGGAUUCGCAACUUUGAGGAACAUCUUGAGGACAUGCUUUGGCAAAGAUUGCCUGGAAGAGGAAGAUAGAAGCGGGCUCAAGAUCGUGCACGACGGCAAAGGAGGCAGGGCAGCUGCUAUCGGAUACAAUGGGCCCAACGCAGCGCGCGUCUUGUACACAAUGGCCUCGUAUGCGCGAUUGCGGUAA
Messenger RNA from Pyrenophora tritici-repentis Pt-1C-BFP, 558 nucleotides. NCBI's taxonomy places the organism in Eukaryota, Fungi, Ascomycota, Dothideomycetes, Pleosporales, Pleosporaceae. The record is from RefSeq and is a predicted model, not a curated record.